Paralichthys olivaceus (Japanese flounder) is the source of this 2030-nucleotide messenger RNA. RefSeq lists its product as uncharacterized. Gene Ontology annotation, molecular function: DNA-binding transcription factor activity; RNA polymerase II cis-regulatory region sequence-specific DNA binding. The record is from RefSeq and is a predicted model, not a curated record. Lineage: Eukaryota; Metazoa; Chordata; Actinopteri; Pleuronectiformes; Paralichthyidae. Gene Ontology annotation, biological process: regulation of transcription by RNA polymerase II.
AAGUGAAACCCUAUAUCUGAUGAACUCGCUGCAGCGUCUGUUCAGGAUAGUCACAACAGAGAUCAUCUGUAAGGAGCUUUCUCAGCCGGUGAUAGUUUUCUGGAUCCAGCUAAUGUGUCUUUGAAUGCACCAUGAAGCCGCAGCUUACCGGGGCCAGGAGACGCUCCUCCGCGACACAAGCAGCCGGAGAUGAGGCCGCUCUGUCCCUGGAAGAGGAGCUAGUUGCGGCCAUACACGCAGCUUUCGAAGUGGCUGUGCAGAUCGCAGUCAGCGAGGUGAAGAAGCUGGUGGGUCAGACGACGGGAGACAUGUUCGAGGACAUGCGACGCGAGAACGAGUCCCUCAGGCGGAGGCUGCAGAGAGCUGAAGCCAUGUUGGAGCCUGCGUGCGUCCUGGAGAGAGUUGCAGGCUCUCUCCCGUUGACUGAUCAACCACCUCCAGCGAGAUUCAGCCCAGCAGCGGUCAGUGUGCACAGCUGUAGAGGGAUCACAGGUGAGGCUCCCCCUGCCUGUCACAGCUGUGCACAGCAGCCUGAGAGCAGACAUGAGGAGCAGGGAUCAGGGGACGUGAGGAUGCAGCUCGUCAUUCAUGCUGCUUCAGAGCCAGAGGGAGACCUCAGUAAUGCAUGUACCAGUGUAACUGAAGCAAUUUCCUGUGUAAGUGUGGUGAAGGCAGAAAGCAUCAAGCAGCCGUGUCAGGACUCAACUGCUCACCAUGUGGCUCCACUCCCCAGCAAUGAUGCAAUGUCCACUUUAGAGCAGAUUACAGUAAAGCAGGAGAAACCUGAAGAAGAAGAGGAGGAUAGAGAUAGUUUAGUUUGCUGCUUAGACUCGAUCAAAGUGGAGGAUUUUAGCCUGGAGUCUGUGUCCGAGUGGGAACAAGAAGUGCUGGAUACUCCGAGCCAAGACCCGAACACCCAGCUGUCUCAGGGCCUUCCACUGCCCACAGAUCUUCCCUCCCUCUCCUCUGAGUUUCCCAUCUUCCAGCUGGAAGAACCCGCUCCCAUCCCAGAGGUUCGUCCACAGACUUAUGGAGUCCACGUGAGGACCAGCCACACCAUUGGCAACAUAUACGCCUGCAAGCUUUGCGGCCAGUCCUUCCACCUGCCCAGCUUGCUGCGACGGCACUCUGGCCAGUGCCAGCAGAAGCUCCAGCAGCGUUGUCCGCCGCCCACAGCUGGAAGGAAGAGGGCCAGACUGCAGCUUUACCCUCCGGGCUGCAGCCCCUUCCGCUGCACAGAGUGCAACCGAGACUUCAACCGCCUGGAGAACCUCAAGACCCACCUCCGCAUACACACAGGAGAGAGACCAUACACCUGCUCGGUUUGCUCCAAGUGCUUUCGUCACUCCGGUGCAUUAACCAGGCACUUCCGUAUCCACACUGGAGAGAAGCCGUAUAUCUGUGGACAGUGUGGGAAGUCGUUCAGAAACUGCGGGGGACUUAAAUUCCACCAGCGUGCACACAACAAGCAGCUGCAGUAAAGAGGGACUCACUGGGUUUAAGCUCUUUAUCUGUGAUAAAACGGCAGUUUUUUUGUGUGUGAUUAUUUUAUAUUUGAAAAUCUAUUUUCACAGGUUCCCGACACUGACUGAAAUCCUCUGGCAGACAUGAUUUAUCCCUUAUGUUCACGUAUUAACCUAUAAGAGCAUUGAGAAUGAAUGCUGUUACAGACAGAAAUGUUAGUAUCAUAUAAAAAUGAGCAAAGUGCAAACAACAGUCCCAAUCUUUCAUUAACUCUAUUAACAUGUCAGUGCUACCUCACAGCGACUGAUGACUGCUCCUAACAGUGUCUUUCCUGUACUGUCACAGUUUUUCUGAGAUUACAGCUAAUGUUUUAAUGGCUCUCAUCUAGAAAGCAGCAUUGCAGCAAAUUAUUAUUGAUCUGCUUCAUUUCAUGUUCUGUAAAUUAGUGUCCUCAUUGGUAGAAAAGGACAAAGUCUCUAAUGUCUAUUUAACUGCGUACUGUCCAUAUAUAUGAUGACUCAUUAGUAUUUAUUAAUAAUAUGUAGAAGCUUUUAAUGCAUUUGUAA